UUUUCCUCCAACUUGCUUCGUUACAAAUGAUGUUUGAUGAAGUUCUUGAAGUGUUGAAGAACAGGAUGAACUUUGCUUGUUUGUUGGGGAUGAAAGAUUUGGAGUUUGAAUCUUCCCAACGUAAGCUUGUCUUGUUGAAGGUUGUAGAAUUUGAAUCUCAAGAGAGCUUGAAUGAUGAGCAAAAGUUGUAGCAAAGUUAUCUUCCUUGUUCUUCUUCGUGUAGCUUAUAUACGGAGGUUGUCUGCCCGUUGGAGGAGGAGACAACUGCAUUAAAUGCGCGUACUGUUGACUUGACCGCCGUUUUUGGAAGGUUUCUAUUUUUAUAAUAUAUCUUCCCGGAUUCUUUGGUCAAUCAUUUGCAAUCAAUCCUUCAGCGUAUCAGGCUCAUUUAAUGUGCAUUAAAUGCUUUCCUUUCAUGCACAGUCUUCUAGCCGUUGGAUGUUUUACCCGUUGGAUUCAUAGCUGUUGGAUGUUGCAUGAAAUCUUCUAAGUGUUAGUCGGGCUCUGAUCAGGCUCUUCUGAUAUGUUGGAUUCUGAUGGCUUUCUGACGAGUUGAGUUCUGAUGGUCUUCUGAUCUCUGACUGAACUCUGACUCUGACUCUGAUAGGUCCGCUGAUGAGUACUUCUGAUCUGUAGUUCUCAUCGGCUAUCAGAUGUCCAGGUUCAUCAGCAACUCGUAUGAUGCAACUCUGAUGGACUUCUGCUAAGAGAACUCUGAUGGAGCAGUUCUCAUAGAGCAAGUCUGAUGCACUUCUGAUCUGAUCCAAAAUAGAGCAACUCUGAUCGACGACUACACUAAUACUUACAAUUAAAAAAUCUAAUACAUAGAAUCUAACUUGGGGGUACUCUUACUUUCUAAUCCUAUAGCAUCAUCAAAAUCUAAUUACAUUUAUUCCUUACAACUAGCUUCAUGAAAGUUGUAGAUAAUGAAGUCCUCUAUCCAUCACAACUUGCAGAAUUGGAUUUGAAUCAUCCAAUCAAGAGAUAUUAAUAAUAUGGUGGAAGGUGGCAUUCUGAAAUCGCAACAGAGAUCAUGUGACUGCAUCGUCUGUUUUCACCUUGCUCCUCUCAGAUUCUCGGAAUGAUGUCUUCAUAUGAUUUGUAGCCCUUUCAGUUGAAUUUCAUAUGGAACUUUAAUCGUGUCCUUUGGAUGCUUCUACAAAGAGAUAUGCUUGAACGAUUGACAGAAGGUCAUUCUGAUCGCCGUUUUCAAGAUCUAUUCGUCUUCUUUUGAUCCCGUAGCCAAUUCUAGAUCUCUUUUGUCUUGAAAUCUUCAUUGUAAACCUCCCGGUGACCUCCAAAGCUCUCAAAUCAAUCUAGAAUGCUUCUCAACUCAUCUCGAUUGCUCUUCAAGCACCGGUACCGGACUCUAAAUUCCCAUGUUUGACUCCAAAUGACAUAAAACUCAAACCAACGCCUGGUAUACAUAACUUGAACUAAAAUUGAGACUUGUAACACAUUAAAGCUAGGAAAACCAUCAAAAGACGAUCCCAACACGCAUCAAAUGUGUGUCUAAAUACAGACUUAUCAGUCACGCAUGCUCAAUCUCAACUCAAGUCAACAUUACAAACAGAUGAUUAUAAGAGUCGCAGAAACUUCCCUAAGGCGCUGGUCGGUGCAGAACUAAACUGAGUAAAGUGAUUCUCGGCACAUCAUCCCAAAGCAAAAUACUGAGCUGCAAAACACACAAACACAAAAACAAAAAUAGAAAACGGCCUGGAUAUUAUUUUUUCCGGGGGUUUUUCUGAAAUUAAACAAACAAAAACAAAAGUGCAGAAAUAAGUUUGGGUUGCCUCCCAAAAAGCGCUAUUUUUAACGUUGUUUGCCCGAUGAUACCUCAUAAGCCUUCAAAUAGUAAAUAUUUUAACGGUGCACUAAUUUCCAAAGUUUCUAACUUUCGCUCCACAAAUGCCAUUAAGUGGCGCAGACCUUUAAAUUCUCGAGUACACGUAGGCAGCACAUGGUCUUCAUAACCCUCAUCAGCACAGAAGUGAAGGAUGAAACUCACAUCCUAUUCGUGUGGGCAGCGAACAUGAGUCACAACAUUGAUUACUCUAGGCAUUACCGGAAGUUGAAAACAUGUCUCAAAGCAAAGAUUAGGAGCAACACAAUCCUCAAACUGCACCAUAGAAAAGUCUUUUCUUCCUCAUAAACAUUAUGAACAUUCAAAAAACCUCCUCUGGACUUUGUAUCACUCCCCAUGCGAUCAUCCCAACUCUCGUUAACACCGUUCUUAUCAAUGUCUUUUCGGAUGAUGUUGUUAUUCUCCACAUCAAGGAGUGGAUCAAAGAAAUCCAAAUCUGAAAUCACGUAAGAGUGGAUCGGUGCAUUGUGCAAGAGGGGUAAUCUUGCUUGUGGAGUAGGACUUCUUCAUUAUGGACAUCAUCUACCUCGCCUCCACUCUCUUGGAGUGUGUAAUCAUCUUUUCCCAACUCAUCUUCAAUGCCCAAACCUACCUCAAUGGCACCAUCAUCACAACUGGUCUGCUUCAUGCCCUCAUCAGGUGUUGAGACUAAUGGUAAAUCAAACGGUUGGGGGGGUUCUGUAUGAAAAUCACAGUGAUUUGUGACUUCAUCAGUUACAGUUUGUAUCGUUUGAAACUUUUGCUUGUAUUCUUGGAAAAACAACUUGAGACUACUAUCUUCUAGUUCAAGUUCAAACAUAGGUGGGUCUUCAAAAGCAUCAAGAAGUGUAUCAUCCAUCAUACUCCCACCAUCGCAGUCUGACUCAAUCUCAUGAUCAUCCCUAUUGAUCUCCUCAGGUUGGGCUUCUGCCAGCUGACCCGCCAUGUCGAUUAGAUUCUGCAUGAUCUUUUGGCAUGCUGCAGCCUUUUCCAUAAACUCCUUGAGUGUUUCUUCCAUGCUAAUGUGGGUUUGUUGUAUUUUAGGCAUAUUAUGUUCCGCCUGCUGCAAUUGAUUAUGUAGCUCAUUGCUUGGCAAGGAUGUAGGAGCGGCUGAAAGAUUUGUGUUGGUGGGUUGUGGGGAAGGCGAAGUGGGGUAUGCAGUUGCCCAGUAAAGAUGAUAAUAUGGAGAAAUGGGGCAUAGAUAUAAAUGGUGACCUCCUCCAUAGAAGAAACAAAUGCGAUUCUUAGGAAAACAAUCCAUCAAUUCUUCAGGAGUUUUAGUUUGAAUAAGGUAUUCAAAAAUGGUGUCUGGUCUUGCCCUAGGAUAUUGUGGAUAAGGAUAAAAAUGAGGGGAAUGAGAUUGGGAAUGUUGUGUAUUUGGAAGAGGGUAAGAAUAAGAAGAUGGAAUAUUUUGUGGUGUAGAAGAGUAAUAUUGGUGAGGUGUGUAAAAUUGAGGAGGAAGAGGACGAGUGUAAGGAGGACAUGGUGCAAAUGGUGAAUAUUCCGUGGAGGUUUGAGGGUGAGGUGUUCCUCCAUAAAUCGAGCUGAUGGGUUCAUCUCAUCCUCUUAGAAAAAUACCUGAAAGGUUAUAAAAGAAAAAUCCUACGGAAAAACUAAAAGAAAAACUAACUACAAAAAAUCUCAAUGAAAUUAAUUAACCCUUAAAACCGACACCGUCCCCGGCAACGGUGCCAAAAACUGAUGUGAGUUUCCUCGCACUUAAAAAUGAUAGUAGUAUAGGGUGUAAGUACGAAUAUCGUCUCCAUAGGGACGGAUAAAAGGGAAAUAAGAAUUCUCUAAAUUCAGCGAUUAAAAAGAAAUAAAAUAAAAUGCAAUUGUGCGAGAAUGAUGGUUCAGAAAAAUAAAUGCGGAAUAAGGAAUAAAAGUAGAUUGAUUUCUCCCUCAUUAAUGACGAAGGGAACAUAGAUUGAUUCCGGGGUAACUAGAUUUCUGGCAGAUCAGGCUUAAUUACAUGAAAUUAAUUUAAUUGAGCCUAGCUAAUCAUUAAUAAGUUCUUACCGCUCUCGCGGCGUAGAGUAUAAUAAUUUAGGGAACCAGACUAAUCUCUCAUGCGACAGGAUCCUAAAUUAUUGCCAAGACGAGCGAGCUUACGGCCCCUUAAUCGCUACUAAUCUAGUAGCGAACGAUUAAGUGUGUGUGAAUGUGUCCUAGAACAAAUUAGAUCUCUCUUAAUUUAUUCUACAAGCAAUUGUAAUUCUAGCCGCGGUUCCAGGUUACAAAAGAUAUCAGUUAAAUUAUUCAGACACAAAUUAAACGGCAUUCAUGCAAUUAAUCCAUCAAGAAACUAGCCAUACAUCAUAUCAACCCCUUCAUCAACCCCAAAUCCCUAAUUAAAGUACUCACAAUUCAUAAUUGAAGAAUCAACAUAAUUGGGAUGAAGAGAAAUAAUUGUCAUUAAUUAAAAAGAUUGAACUUAUAAAUAAUCUCAUGGUCUUGAAGAAAACAAUGGAAAAACGCAGAUAAAUUCGUCCUUGGGCCUCUCCGUAAUGUUCGUAACCCCUUAAACAGGAGAAUGAAGGCCUUAUUUAUAUGAACCAGAGAAAUUUGAGCUGAAUUAAGACAAACUGAGGUCUGGCACGGCGCCUGGCAUGGCGUGCCUGCGACCGUGUCUGCGAAGCAAGGCCAAGUUUUCGCGUCCAGGCACUGUCGUGCCUAGCACGGAGGCACGUCGUGUCUGGCUUUCCCGAGAUGGGGUACAAGUUUGUUCUUCACGCACGACCGUGCCUAUGGCUGGGCAUGGCGUGCCUGGCAAUUCCAGCGAGUUAGUACCUCAUUCUUCAUCAGGCACGACUGUGCCUAAGGCUGGGCAUGGCCGUGCCUAGCCUUUUCUUCAACGUCUCUCUUCGUUUCUCGCUCCAAAUGCUCCCGGAUGCCUCAUUGAUCAAUCCAAAGGUCUUUUCUUCAUCAAAUCUUUUUCGUGAACCUCCCGAUGACCUCCAAAACUCUCAAAUCUCUCUCGAAUGCUCUCAACCUCUUCUUUAUUGCUUCUCAAGCGCCGAUGCCGGACUCUAAAUUCCUGAUUUUCACUCCAAACAACACAAAACUCGAACCAACGCCUGGUAAACAUAACUUGAGCUAAAAUUGAGACUUAUAACACCUUAAAGCUAGGAGAACCAUCAAAAGUCGAUCCCAACACAUAUCAAAUGUGUGUUGAAGUACGAACUUAUCAUUAACGUACAAGUGUAUAUGUAUUAUAUCUAUUGCAACAUUUUACGGGCAAUUGUUGUGAAAGGGUCAUUCUUGAUGUACACACUAUUUGUACACAAAUUAUACACUGUCUGUGUACACAGGUAAUUGGGAGACAAAUGUUGCAUUUUUCUUAAUGAGUUGCCUGUGUACACACUGUCUGUGUACACAGGUAAUUGGGAGACAAAUGUUGCAUUUUUCUUAAUGAGUUGCCUGUGUACACAGGCAACUAUGGUGUGUGUACAAAAAGUGUACAACUAGCUUGUGUGUACAAAUAGAUUUUUCCGUUACAAAAUGCUUAAUCACUUCCAACAUUUUACGACAAGUGUUGCAUAAGUAUACACUUUAAAUGUUAAUGCAACAUUUAUAAAUAAGUGUUGCAAAAUAUUGAGUUCGAAGGACAUGUGUAACAAAAAUAUAAGUGUUACAAAUAAAGUGUUGUGAAAUGUCCAUUUUGUUGUGGUGGGGGAAAAAAGAUAAAUCGUAACGUUUUUCACAAAAGAAACAAAUGUUAUUCUUAAGAAGACAGUGAGAAAAUUCCUCUGGAGUUUUAGUUUGGACAAGAUAUUCAAGAAAGGAGUCCGAUCUUACCCUAAGGUAUUUGUGAAGAAGAAUAAUGAUCAGAAAAAUGAGAUUGGAAGUGAUACGUAAUUGGAGGAGGGUGAGGAUAAGAAUGAAUAUUUUGUGUUGAAAAAAGGUAGACUGAGUUUAGGGGAUCUAGGUCGGGUUCGGGUCGGAACAUAGUGUUCCAGAACCGGAUCCGCUAAGCUAAUAAUGGACUCGGACCCGACUCGUUUACCCGACGCGUUUGAAAAUUUAGACCCGGACCUAGACCCAACGAGUCUCGGAACUGGGUCGGGUAGACCCGCCAAGUAUAAUAUGUACAACAUUGUAAACUUUGUGAAAACAACAUGGCCUGUAAAUGAAAUGUAAAACAAAGUGCGCAAACUUAAAAACCAAAAUAUAUCUUCGUUUAAUAAAAAUCAAGAUUUCUCAUAAAACAUUAGCACUUUUAUCAAAUAAAGUGUCAAUUCUUGUAGAGGCGUAUAACUCAACAAUCUGUAUCGCUUUCUCUCGCACAGAAUGCUCGUAGAAUAGACUAUUGUGAGUAUGAAAGCAUUAUAUAUGAGAAUGAUAUAAUAAUAUUAAUAUUACUAAUAUUAGAUAUUAGGAUUUGCCUAUUGGUUCCAAUACAGACUUUAUUAGUAUGUAUAAACGACGAAAAUGAGUAUUAGUUUCAGGGUAUCUCACUAUCUCGAUCUGUAUCACUUAGUAUGUACUCCGUAAUAGUGUGUAUAUUUUUAAUUGAAGAAUUGCAACUAAUAACUCUUUGUGUUAUUAUGUAUGUGUGUGUAUUAGUUUGUAUUUUUCAUUUGAUGUAUUACGACUAAUCUUUUUAUGUAUUAGUGUGUGUGUGUCUACCCUAUUUAUAAGAAAUUUUAAACGAGUUCGGGUCCUUAACGGGUCAGAAUUAUAUACUACCUUCGUCCCUUAAAAUUUUGUCAAGUUUGACUGACACGGGGAUUAAUAAAGUAAAAAUUGUGUGGUUGAGGUUUGUGCAGAGGAGAGAGAAUUAACUGGAACCACAAAUUUUUUACUUAAAAGGGAAAGUGGCAAAGUUAGUGGGACAUCCAAAAAUGGAAGGUUUGUAAAGUUUUAAGGGACGGAGGGAGUAUAGCAUACCCGACCCGUUUAUUAAAAAUACUAACAGGUACGGAUCUGGAUCAAAAUAUAGACGCAUAACUGGGGAAGAGCCGCAGAUUUAUGAAUUGAAGGUUCGUCAACCAUCCUUAUGGGAUCUGUUGUUGUUCACUUAUCGGCCACCUGUGCGAAGCCAGAGGCGUCCACUGACCGGCGACACCUGACUGACGAUGGCCACACACCGCUGCGGACGGAGGCGGCUAAGACUACUAUUAGAAGGGAUAUGCCUUACCUGCGAUGAUAGGGUCAUACAAUCGGCAUUCAUGGGAACUCAACUUUGGAUCCUUCCUCCCCAUCUCCAGCGAACCUUUCACCAGUGGACUGCACACUAGACGGGGAUUGCCUCCUUGGCGACGACGGGACAGCAGAGUCAGAAUUGGUGAGCUUAUGUGCAGAACUAUGACCCGCCAAUUUUUGAACUCCCGACGACGACCUGACUCUAGAACCGACUGCGGCGGAGAUUUCUUAAGCGCCGGAGAAAGAGAGUACCUGUUGACAAGAAGUGAAGCAAACUCCUGGUUUCAUCGACAGCCUAGGAAAAAUCUUGCUGCAAACAGAAUGUUUAGGGAAACAAGGUAUAACGUUGCUCAAGGAAGCUGGGUUCGGGCUCUCAAUUGAAAGUAAACACUUUCAAUUUCAUUUUAUUAAUCGCAAAUUUUUUAGGGUUUCUGAAAUUAAACAUGGAAUUGUUUCUUUUAUUGAUUUUGAUUUGGAAAAAACUUCUUGAUUCAAAGUCUCUAUUCCCAAACUUUGUUCUGGUAACUGGACUUUUUCUCUAUUAGACCUAAAGAACUCCGUUGUUAUUCUUCGAGAUGUUAAUUUCAAUUCUAUGGAGGUUUUAUCCGAAUAAUUGAGGAGGCGUGCAAUUCUUUACUCAUACUUGAGGAGAGAAAAUAAUGGAUUGGAAAUUAAUUGUUUCUUGGCUGAAAUUAGAAGAGCAAUUAAAAGCAAUCGCGGUUAGGGAACCAAUGGUGCGGAUCGAUCAGGCCAAAUGUGAGGUCUUUUCAGGUAAUGCGGGUCUUCACUUUGAGUUGGAUCCACUCAUGCUUUGGCCAGAUGGGGAUAGACAUCAAUCUUGUAAAACAGAUUUUUCAAUUUCAGAAGCCUUGUUACAAAUUGAUAUUGUGCAUUCCACUUCUUCCGAUAAAUUAUUAUUUCCCACAGAAGCAAUCGUUUCUGUAUCCAGAGAAGACUACCUGCAAAUGGGGCAGAUUCUCUUUCUCAUUCUCUACUCAAAGAAUUCGAACUAAGCCAUGUUGCUUCUUUAGGUAGUCAGAAGGGACCUAUUGGAGAAAGAAAAACGAGUACACUUCCAAAAGUCAACUUUUCGAGGAAUGAUUAUAUUCAUUUCGAGGAAAUGAAUAUCUUGGUCAUUCUUCAGAAGAUAAGGAGAGAGUUCUGAUCUCAACGGUAGAAAAUCUAUGACUCCGAAAAAAAUCGAGAAAUUUGUCACAAAGCUUUGUUGGUUACAAGAGAAUAUUGCAUGCCUACAGAUAAUUUGAACACUCAAAUCAAAAUGUACAAGAGUUAGAAUCGUCGGUCAAAUCAGACGAGGACUAAAUCCCAAACUCGCAAGGAACCUUGAUAUGAGAAUUAAAAUUGAAGGGGACUUUUAUUGCAUUGUGGGUUGACUUUUAUCGUACUUUUCCUUUGUGGUAUGAGAGUAAUCUUGAUGAGGUGUGUAAAUUAGGACAAAGAGUAUAUCGUGAAAAUUCCAAGGAGGUUUGAGAGUAAGGUGUUCCUCCAAGAAUUGUGAUAAAUAGGUUAUCUCUAACUCACUUUCCCUCCUUUGAUUGUAACAAUUUUCUUACCGGCCUGAGACCCUGAAAGAUUAAGAAAGUAGAAUCCUACGAAAAACCAAAGGAAAAAGAACUAAAAUAUUAAAAAAACUCACUGAAAAUUAUCUAACACUUAAAACUGACACCGUCCACGACAACGAUGCCAAAAACUUAUGUCAGUUUUCUUGCAUUUAAAAUAAAUGUAACAGUAUA
This is a messenger RNA of Cuscuta epithymum, 8742 nucleotides long. The record is from the annotation of a GenBank genome assembly. Lineage: Eukaryota; Viridiplantae; Streptophyta; Magnoliopsida; Solanales; Convolvulaceae.